Toxotes jaculatrix (banded archerfish) is the source of this 1865-nucleotide messenger RNA. RefSeq names its product T-box transcription factor 22 (gene tbx22). Gene Ontology annotation, cellular component: nucleus. Gene Ontology annotation, molecular function: DNA-binding transcription factor activity, RNA polymerase II-specific; RNA polymerase II cis-regulatory region sequence-specific DNA binding. The transcript is spliced from 8 exons. The record is from RefSeq and is a predicted model, not a curated record. Lineage: Eukaryota; Metazoa; Chordata; Actinopteri; Toxotidae. Gene Ontology annotation, biological process: regulation of transcription by RNA polymerase II; positive regulation of DNA-templated transcription; cell fate specification.
AUGAGCUGGGACACCGAGCCUUGCGCGGGACGAAGUUAAAGUUCAGACGGAUUUAGGGCUCGCGGAAAGACGGGAUCUUUCGCCAAGAUGCAGGGUCUGAGCUCCCGAGCUCACGCAUUUUCCGUGGAGGCUCUGGUCGGGAAGCCCUGCAAGAGGAUGAAAGUGUCGGAGGGACACGAGUCAAGUUCAGCUGGAGACACCGGUGGCGAUAAGAGCAUCUUGACCGGCCUGCGUGAGUAUCCAGUCAGCCAGAUGAAGAAAGCAGGUUCAACACCGAAGGGGCCAGAAGGGACCUCCUGUGACCCACAGAAGCAGGCUGUCAGGUCAGGGCCUGAGAAGGCUGACCCAGAUGGAGAGGAGAACAAGCCUAAGGAGAACGACUGCCGCCCGGACAGAGAGGUCCGCGUAGAGCUGCAGGGCUCCGAGCUGUGGAAGAGAUUCUAUGAGAUCGGCACCGAGAUGAUCAUCACUAAAGCUGGGAGGAGGAUGUUUCCCUCCGUGCGCGUCAAAGUGCGCAACCUGGACCCGUGCCAGCAGUACUACAUCGCUAUGGACGUCAUGCCCGUGGACUCCAAACGCUACAGGUAUGUUUACCACAGCUCGCAGUGGAUGGUGGCUGGAAACACCGACCACUCCUGCAUCUCUCCCCGGCUCUACGUGCACCCGGACUCGCCCUGCGCAGGGGAGACGUGGAUGCGUCAGGUCAUCAGCUUUGACCGGGUCAAACUCACCAACAAUGAGAUGGACGAUAAGGGACAUAUUAUUCUUCAGUCAAUGCAUAAAUACAAGCCAAGAGUGCACAUCAUCCGGCACGACCCUCGGAUGGACUUGUCUCAGAUCCAGUCGCUGCCAGCUGAGGGAGUGCACAGCUUCUCCUUCCCAGAAACUGAGUUCACCACAGUCACAGCAUAUCAGAAUCAACAGAUCACAAAACUGAAGAUCGACAGGAACCCUUUCGCCAAGGGCUUCAGAGAUCCAGGAAGGAACAGAGGGGUGUUGGAUGGCUUAUUGGAGUCAUAUCCGUGGAGAGGCCCUCUGAGCUUGGACUUCAAGCCAUUCACCAUACAGCUCCAAGGGAGCUCAGGGUCGCCGACCAGCAGCGUGAAGAGCCUCCUCCCUCUCUCCUCAUCCUCAUCCCUUCACCCGUUCUCCGUCUCCGCGCUCUCCAGCCAGGACGCCGCUCUCCACACCCUCGCUCUCCCUCUCUACAGCAAGACCUCCAUCACCUCACCCAGCACCUCCCCUCUGCCCGGCAGAGCCUUCUCCUCCCUGGGAGCAGACAGACUGAGAGGCCUGCCCCCGCUCUCUCCACUGACAGACCUCCCGCUCCUCUCUGCUCUGCAGGGGAAGAAACCUCCCCACUUUAGGGACCCCUGUCUUCACGGGUCUCCGGGGAGCUCCCCUUGCCUCAUCCCCCUGCACAGCCCCCUCAGCGCUCAGGGGCCUUCUUCUCUCCUCCCUCAUCUCUCUGACACUGCGGGCCCCUACUGUCUUUACCGCUACAGCUUCCCCCUAAACCCCCAGCUCACAGCUAUUUCCCGGCAUGCCAAGCUAGCUGAAGACACCACAGACUGUGUGCUGCGCCAGUCUCCGUGGCACCCGACCGCCAACCACUGCCUCUGACAGCUGGACCGCACUUGCAGGCUCUGGCCCAUUGAGUUUAACAAGCCAGAGCUUAUUGCAACAAAACAGAGAGGGCUCAUUCUCUUUGAGCAAGACUCAAAGGAGCAACAGACACAGAACUCUGGGGACGUUUUUGUAUUUAAAAACUGUUUUGGACACUGUGUUGGAUUUACCAGCACAAAAACUGAUCCUGAAGCAGACUGUGAGCAGCUCCUCUUCACUAUGCACACUCAACUAGACCC